AUGUUGAUCGACUGGAUCCGCGCAGCUCAGGCGGAGAGUUUUCCUCUAACCUUCUGUCGUGCAUGGGGCAUCCGCAAGACGUUCACGCUUCCGGCCUUUCCACAGCAAAAUGGGAUCACUGAGCGCCGCAUUGGCAUGGUCAUGGACGUCGCUCGUACGUCCAUGAUCCAUGCGGCUGCUCCCCAUUUUCUGUGGCCGUUCGCGGUUCAGUACACGGCGCAUCAGAUCAACCUUCAGCCUCGGGUCUCCUUGCCGGAGACCUCCCCUACUCUGCGGUGGACAAGGAAGGUUCGCAAUGCGUCUGCGUUUCGUGUCCGUGGAUCUCGAGCAUUUGUCCGCGACUUGUCUACGAACAAGCUGUCCCCCCGUGCUGCUCCCUGCAUCUUCCUUGGCUUCCCCCCUGACGCGCCUGGUUGGCAGUUUUACCAUCCCACCUCGCGCCGUGUUCUGUCCUCCCAGGACGUUACGUUUGAAGAGUCGGUUCCUUACUACCGUCUCUUCCCCUACCGCACUGAACCCCUUCCCCCGCCGUCGCUCUUCCUCGCGCCAGGUCCACCCCCGGUAGACCCCCUCCCCCCUCAGGGUUAUGCCCCCUUAGGUGUGUCUCAGGUAGACGCAGUCGAGCCUGUCGAGGUAGCUGUUGACUCUGGUGCUACUAGGGGUGCUGAGCCUGGGGGUGCGGGGUCUGGGGGUGUUGAGCUUGGAGGUGUUGAGCCUACGCGUGCGGAGCCUGGGGGUGCUGAGCCUAGGGGCGCUGCAUCUGGGGGUGCUGAGCCUGGGGGUGCUGCGACUGAGGGUGUGGAGCCUGAGGGUGCUGAGCCUGCUCGUGUGGAGUCUGGCGGCAGUGGGUCUGGAGGUCUUUCGGAUGCUUCGUCCCGGCGGGAGCUGCCCUCUCUACAGGCGCUGCGCGAGUGGUUUGCUCGGCGCUGGAGCCGUGCUGCUGGAGCUGGAGGUGUUGCUGGAGCUGUUGGUUCUACUCCUGCUGAGGGUGUUGGUGCCACGGCUGCUGACAGUGCUGGAGCUGGUGGUGCUGCUGGGGUAGGUGCUGCUAGAGUUGCUGGGGCUGGAGCUGUUGAGUCUUCCGGUGGUCCUUCUGGAGCUGGAGCUGCUGGGGGCGUUGGCGCUGGAGGUUCUGCUGGCGCUGGUGCUUGUGGGGGUAAUGGAGUUGGCGCUGCUGGAGCUCGGGGUGCUACUGGCGCAGGUGCUGCCGCUAGGGGUGCUGGUGCUGUACCUUCUAGUUCUGGAGGCGUUGCGCAGCCGCGGCCGUACUUCGUUCCGCUCCUUGAGCAGGUUCUUGGUCUCCCGCCUUCCGCUGGUCCUGCUUCUUCCUUAGAGUGUCCACCGCCUGUCGAGUUCGAGUCACAGUUACAGCCCGCCUCCCCACUACCUGCUCCUUCUCCCUAUACUGGUCCUACUGGAG
Closterium sp. NIES-65 is the source of this 1420-nucleotide messenger RNA. The record is from the annotation of a GenBank genome assembly. Lineage: Eukaryota; Viridiplantae; Streptophyta; Zygnematophyceae; Desmidiales; Closteriaceae.